Molecule: messenger RNA, 1376 nt
Organism: Paramormyrops kingsleyae
Lineage: Eukaryota; Metazoa; Chordata; Actinopteri; Osteoglossiformes; Mormyridae
Product: eukaryotic translation initiation factor 1A, X-chromosomal
Biological process (GO): translational initiation
Molecular function (GO): translation initiation factor activity; RNA binding
Source: RefSeq, a predicted model, not a curated record
UUUUUGCGCAUGCGUAUAGUGCUAAGACGGAGUGCGCCGUUUCCUGAGAGUGAGGAGAGCCGUACGCGCCGUUACUCUUCUGUUUUUACGACAAUCCCACUAACAUAAAUACGGACCUAGGUUUACUAUACUAGUUAAAAUAUGCCGAAGAAUAAAGGUAAGGGAGGUAAGAACCGAAGACGUGGUAAAAACGAAAAUGAGUCUGAGAAGAGAGAGCUGGUCUUCAAGGAGGAUGGACAAGAAUAUGCACAGGUCAUCAAGAUGUUGGGUAAUGGACGGCUGGAGGCCAUGUGCUUUGAUGGUGUGAAGAGGCUCUGUCAUAUCCGGGGGAAGCUCAGGAAGAAGGUUUGGAUUAACACAUCUGACAUCAUACUGGUGGGACUGAGAGAUUACCAGGACAACAAAGCUGAUGUUAUCCUGAAGUACAAUGCAGAUGAAGCGCGUAGUCUGAAGGCCUAUGGGGAGCUUCCCGAGCAUGCUAAAAUUAAUGAGACUGAUACCUUUGGCCCCGGGGACGACGACGAAAUCCAGUUUGAUGAUAUUGGUGAUGACGAUGAGGAUAUCGAUGAUAUCUAAACGAGGACUGGUCCAGGAAAGGGAGGUGAACGCCCCUCCCGGGAGGACCUGGACAAGAUGCCCCCUGGAAUUUGGGGCUGGUUUCACAUCUCUUUGUAGAAAGUGGAUGUGAAUGUAAUUCCUGCUGAAAAUGCAGCCUCCUUCAUGGUUUCAUUUUAAUAUAUUUAUAUUUUACUUCACCCGGCAUACAGCACAUUUACAGUAAAAACUUGGCCUCUUUUACAUUUGUUAAUUUGUUUGUUUGCUGCCUUGAUGCACACCUGACCAAAUUGCCCUGCUAAGUAUCAAGGCCAAUGAAAGGUGUUGAACACACUCUUUCAUGAUCUUUUUCUUUCCUUCCAUCCAGUAUUGUUUAAUUUGGCGAUGUGACUAAAGAUUGAUUAUGCAAAUAGAAAUAAAUGGCAAAUUUGCAUCAGAGCUAUAACCAACAGCUUUGUUUUUUUCCUGCUCAGUCGGGUGGCUUUUCGUAUUUGGAUGAUCAACUAAUUUAGUGUUUUCCCUACAUGGAUUUUUGCAGUUUAGAUCUAGUUAUUACAUGAUUUUUCACUCUCGUGAAUAUUUCUUUGACCAGUUCUUCUGCCAUAGACUAUAUAUAAACUAUGUACAUCUGGGAAAUGGUAUUCCUGUAUGAGCCCAGGUGAAUCUACAUGCACACCAGUGUGCAGCCCUUGCAGACCCAGACUGCGCUGAUCUGCUGUUUUCAGUAGGUUUGUGUAUUUGAUAUCUGCUCAGUGUUUCUCAUACUACACAUCUCUGCUAAGCUCUUUAUGGAUACCUUUAAAUAAAGUGACUUAAAAUUC